Messenger RNA from Caenorhabditis elegans, 1587 nucleotides. RefSeq names its product Dolichyl-diphosphooligosaccharide--protein glycosyltransferase 48 kDa subunit (gene ostb-1). Gene Ontology annotation, cellular component: endoplasmic reticulum membrane. The transcript is spliced from 4 exons. Lineage: Eukaryota; Metazoa; Nematoda; Chromadorea; Rhabditida; Rhabditidae. The record is from RefSeq and is marked reviewed. The coding region runs from base 2 to 1339 and encodes 445 amino acids. Gene Ontology annotation, biological process: protein N-linked glycosylation.
AAUGAGGUGGUUGCCGGGACUCCUGCUCAUCGCUUCUAUCGGUUUUCAUCAAUCAUUGGCCGAUAGAGUUCUCGUUUUAGGAGAAACUGCUGCUGUGAAAGACACUCAUUCAGUUUUUCUCAACUCUGUUAAAGAGCGAGGACAUGAGCUAACCGUUCGUGCAGCCGACGACUCUCAACUUGCCCUAUUCAAGCAUGGUCAGCUGAUCUUUGACCAUCUCUUCAUUCUUGCCCCAGGGGUUCAAGUCUUCGGAGGAUCCCUUUCUCCAUCUGAAAUCUCGAAGUUUGUGGAUGCUGGAGGGAAUGUUCUGGUCGCUGCUGGGUCUAACAUUGGUGAUGCUCUUCGUGAAAUUGCUGCUGAACAUGGAUUCGAAUUCGAAGAAGCUGGAACUUCUGUUAUUGACCAUCACAACUACGAUCAAACUCUCGAUUCUGGGGAUCACACAACUCUCGUAGUCGGAAAAGAUCAGCUCAUUAGUGCGGAACUGAUCGUUGGAAACUCGGCAAAGCUGCACCCAGUUCUUUUCAAGGGAAUUGGAUUAGUUGCUGGAAAGACAAAUAAUCUUGCACUGAGCAUUGUCAGAGCAUCUGGAACCGCUUACUCAUAUGAUCCGAAAGCUGUUCGAGCUACGAAUCCAUCUAUCGCCGGAUCUCGUACAUUGCUGGUCGGUGGACUUCAAUCUCGAAACAAUGCCAGAAUUGUUUUCACUGGAAGUUCCGAACUUUUCUCCAAUACCUUCUUCUCCGCAAAAACCAACUCCGUCAAUCCUUCCGUACAAGGAGCUCAAUCUGGAAACGCCGAUUUUGCUACAGCCAUCACUAGAUGGGUGAUGAAGGAGAGUGGAGUUCUUCGUGUCAAGACUGUCAAUCACCACAAGAAAGGUGAAACUGUACCACCAGUUGAGGGUUAUUUCAUUACCGAAGAUGUUGUUUACACCAUUGAAAUCGAAGAGUUGAAGAAUGGAAAAUGGGUUCCAUUCCAAGGAAAGGACGUUCAACUUGAGUUUGUUCGCAUCGAUCCAUUCGUCAGAGCAACAUUGAAGAACAGCAAUGGUCGUCUUAGCGUUGCUUUCAAGCUUCCAGAUGUGCUCGGAGUUUUCAAAUUCCUGGUUGAUUACAGACGCGUUGGAUACACUCAUCUCUAUGAUGUGCAACAGGUGUCGGUUCGUCCAUUGUGGCACACCCAGUAUGAACGUUUCAUUCGCUCCGCAUAUCCAUACUACGCCUCUUCGUUCUCAAUGAUGGCGGGACUCGUGUUGUUCUCCAUCGUCUAUCUUUAUCAUAAAGAUACGCCAGUCAAAGGAGCCAAGGUUCUGGAUUCCGAAAAGAAGAAAAACUAAAUGCUCUUUUUUCGCAAAGUUUGCCUCUUCGCCUACUGGUUUUUUCUCCCUCUCUCCUCAAUUCGUUUUCAUCGCCCGAUUCCAAUGAUUUCUAACUUAUUUAUUUUUCUGCUUUUAGGUGAUUUAUAUUCGUUCCCCUUUCUCCUACCAAAGUUUUUUUGUUUUAAUGUAUUCAAGUUUUAUGUCCCAACUGGUUGUAUUUCUUUAAAAGUAUGUACUUUUGUGAUAAUAAUAAUAUUUUUCAUGUU